Messenger RNA from Tarenaya hassleriana, 698 nucleotides. RefSeq lists its product as uncharacterized. Lineage: Eukaryota; Viridiplantae; Streptophyta; Magnoliopsida; Brassicales; Cleomaceae. Bases 173 to 562 code for a protein of 129 amino acids. The transcript has a single exon. The record is from RefSeq and is a predicted model, not a curated record.
AUUACAAAUAAAACAAAAGUAAAUUCAGAAACUGAUCGAUUAAUAAUACAAUACAAUACAUCUGAUCUCGACGUAAAAAACUGAAACACACUUCAUUUAAUCAGCCAAGGCCCACAGCACCCUAUAAAUAACACAACCCACAGUUUUUUGAAAAAGAAGAAAGAAGAAAGAAAUGGGGAGGCCAGGGGUGGUGGUGGUGGCGAUGCUCCUCGUUCUAGCGGUGACGCCGGAGGCAAAGCCGUUCUGGGAGAGUUUGAAAGACGCGGUGAAAGAAACGGUGAGCGGGAAUUUCCCGGGAGUGGAGAUUGGGCUGUCGGAGUUCGGACACCCGUGCUUGAAGAAGAUCCUGAAUUUCGAGUUCGAGGAUCCCGACUUCUGCAUCUCCCAGAACGACCCCAGAGCCCCCGACUACCGGAGGAUCGAGCCUAUUGAGGUCCGCCACAAACAGCUCCUCAAGAAAAGGCCCGACCUCUUCGCCAGGACCUAUCCCAACUACUACAGGAUGGUGCUCCGCAGACAACAGCGCAGGCUCAAGAAGAAGCGAAGCUCCAGACAUCGCUGAACAGACAAAACCUAUUAUUGUUGGAUUAUUUAUAUAUAUAAUAAAAAUGGAGAAAGUCUUGUAUUUAUAUAACCAAACUCCUCAUUGGUCAGUAGAGAGAAAGAAAACGUCUGAGAGGUUGACUCCCGACCAAAAA